GCGAGCGCACACGUUGUUGGAGGUUGGAAUAACCCGGAGAGUGUACUUUUCGACCAACUUCCGUCACAGACGGUCAACAAUUUGUUACAGCUGUUGUCACGAAUAUAACUCGCAUUAUGAAUAAGAUCAUCUUCUUGUGCGCGUUAGCGGGCGUAAUCGCCGCGGUUGUCGCCGAGACCUGUCAGAAGCCCGAGUUCACCACUUCGUCGUACGUGACGGAAGACGCGACGGUUCUCACGAACGUCGCCUUCACCAUGCAGUUCACGUUGAAGUGCAGCAACGGCGUCAAGGGAAUCAGUCUCUACGCCGAAGUCGAGGGCAAGACCCUGCCAGCGGUGAGACUGAGCGCCGACAAUAAAUAUCAGAUAUCUUGGACGGAAGAUGUGAAGAAAGCAAGAUCUGGUGAUUACUAUAUAAAACUGUACGAUGAAGAGAAAUACGCCGCUGUGCGCAAAGCAAUAAGAAACGGAGAAGAUCCCGACAGCGUGAAUCCUCUUGGUGUGCUUGUUCUCAACAAUCCCGGUGCCUAUCUCGGUCCCUGGGUGAAUUCCGAAUUCUUGGCCGCGUUCUUAGCUACUUUUGUGUGUUACACAGCAUUUUCUGCGAAACACAAACUUCUAGCGUAAAAAAAAACUUAUAGAAAAUAAAGUGAAUAUUUAAGCAAAAAUAUUCAAACAUCCAA
Molecule: messenger RNA, 682 nt
Organism: Pseudomyrmex gracilis
Lineage: Eukaryota; Metazoa; Arthropoda; Insecta; Hymenoptera; Formicidae
Gene: Tapdelta
Product: translocon-associated protein subunit delta
Exons: 2
Coding region: 117-626 (169 amino acids)
Cellular component (GO): endomembrane system; endoplasmic reticulum; membrane
Source: RefSeq, a predicted model, not a curated record